CUACAGAUUUGGAUGAAUGAAUUGACAUCUCCUUUGAAGUUUUCUUCUCAGUUGAUCAAAUUUAUUGUAAAUUUCCGCAUGCAUUUUUCAAAAUUCUUAAUAUAUUUUUAUCUGAUUGUUCCUCACACUGUAAUGCUUUUUUAGCGGGAGGUCAAAAGAGAACUGAUUUGAGAAAUUCAAGGAAUAGUCAUUAGAGUCUGAAACUGCUCAUCGCGUACAGCUUCUGAAUUCCAAUUUCCUCAGAAAUCACGCGCAUACGGUGUUUGCAUACAGAGUUCAGAGUCCCGAGUACUUCAUCUGUCCAACUGGAAAGUUCGAAAAUUUGAAGGUAGCUGAAACUCAAAAUCGAAAUCGGAAGUCAGAGGAUUGAACAUUAGUGUAAAGAUGAUAAAUUAAAAUUAGAGAGAUUUUUGUGGUUUUUGCGCUUAUGAAUUUGUGAUUGCAGAAGAAUUUGAAGAACUUCAUGGAGUUUUUUCUCGGUAGCAGUAAUAAUAUGCAAGCUUCCAAUGUUCAUUCCUUCGACGGCAAUGUUUCGCCGAUCAACGCUCAGAACUUCAUAGGACGAGGCCGUUUCUAUCCUGGAUCAAAAACUACGAUCCUCGAUCCUUACUCUUCUUCAGAUAGUAGUGGUAGUUCUUCCAAUAAAGUCUCUCCGCUAGCCCGAUACCUUUGUCCAAGCUCGCCGGUGCCUUUUAUUAGCGAUUCUCCAAAGCACCGUUCUCUGGUCAGUACUAGCAGCGGAAGCAGAAGCGGCUCCGGCGGUGGAGUUCCCCGUUCGCCUCUAGCUUCAGUAGAGAACUUUCAGAUUCCGCUUAUGUUCAGAACUCCAGUGAAGGUCGAAGAGGAUGUGGUAGUCAUGGACGGUAUUCUGGUUGAGGCGAAACAUGGUCCGAGAGCUAAUAAAUUGUCACCGUCGACAUCAGAUUCAGGUGGACGGUUGUCUUCGUCGACACCGGCAAACGACAAUAGCUUUCAUAAAUCGGAAACUUGUCGGUGGUGGGAGGAUUCCGGCACUUGCCGCUUUGGUUCCAAAUGCCGGUUUGUACACGGGAAAGAAGAUUUACGCUCAACUGCUUUCGCCAACAGAAAUCAAUCUGAGGCACUGCUCUGCAGAUCAUACACUUCAGGACCAUCUUCUUAUGGACCACGGGGCCGAUCUGUUCAUCAGCAGGUCCACUCAGCCGCGUCUCCAGCAAAAGCAGCAAAAAUGUCCACCCCAACCACGACUUCUACUACUACUCUUAAAGUGUUUACUAAAGACAAAGAUCCCUCAAGCAGCGACAGUAGCACCUCUUCCACCCCCACCAGUAAUAUCUCUUCCACUGACUGGUGUCCCCUGGAUGACAAUAUCGAGGUUACCUUGCCUUCUUCCGGUGAAAAGUGUGCUUCCAGGGAAGAUGUUAAUGCUCAUAUACAGACUGUUCUCUAUGGCCCUUCUGGAAGAAAGAGAUUGCUGGCAUGCAUUGACUUAGUUGAGGAGUAGAUAGCCAUAUUAACAAGUCUCAGUUCAACCCAUCAAUUCUCAAUAAAGUUUUCAUAGGAGUGGGCUCAUGAAUAGGGAAAAGUAGAUGGAAGACCAUUUUUAUGGAUGCAAGCAAAGAAUUUUCAUUGGAUAAAGGAUGUUUGGCAUCAUCCACCUUCCAAUAUAUAAGAUGUCAAUCAUGCUUGGCCAUUAGAAUUCUGAAAUAGAACUUCAAUUUGAAUUUUGGGAUUUAAAAAUAUCAAAAAGAUUUUCUGACUUUUUCAUUUCAAA
Molecule: messenger RNA, 1753 nt
Organism: Solanum pennellii
Lineage: Eukaryota; Viridiplantae; Streptophyta; Magnoliopsida; Solanales; Solanaceae
Product: mRNA decay activator protein ZFP36L2-like
Exons: 6
Coding region: 464-1483 (339 amino acids)
Molecular function (GO): mRNA binding; metal ion binding
Source: RefSeq, a predicted model, not a curated record